AAGGGAGCAAGGGCUGUCAUGGACUAAUGUGGACUUUCAGUCAACUAGACAGGUCAGUCUGAAGGUGAGAGCGAGAAUUAGCGGUGAACUUGGGACUGAUGUUGGCGGUUUAGUCAGCUUGUUACAAGUCUUAGACAGAGGUAAUGGAGGCGACCGAAGCUCUCGAUCCGUCGAUGAAAGCUUCGACGCAUUCGCAGCAUGUGGCCUUGGGAAGGCUUCGGGCUUUAAAGUGCAAAACCAAAAGACUAUCAAGCAUUUUGAUGAGUGCAGAUGUGGUUGUGCCAGACUGGGCUAGGAGGUCGCCUUGGGACGGGGUUUAUACGACAAAGGCAGUGGCAAUGGCUAGAAGUUCGGAUAGUGCUCGCGAUAUUGGAGGGGAAGCAGGAUCUGGCUCAAGUUCCGAUGCACAAGAUGAGGAUGGGUUUCGAGAUGAAGGUGCUCUGACGUCGGCUGAUGCCGGCGUCCGCUCCAGCAGCAUAGAAAAGUCUGACGGAAGACUUAGGAGGAAGAAGGCGUGCGGACGAAAGAAGAUCAGAAUGUCCAAUUCCAGAUUUCGUCGAGAUGAUUGUCUGCUAGAGUUGACCAAAGGUCAUUACAAGGGUCCAUAUAACGGAGAUGACGACAAAAACGCAUCAUCCUCUGGGACGAAACCAAAGCCGAGAAGAAGUGUUAAUCUAGCUAGGGUUCUCACACUGGACAAGCCUGCCAAUGAGAGCGAGGAUGAUUUCGAAUAUCUGAGCACAGUGAUAAAAGAGACUUCCUGCACUAAGAUGCAGCUUCUAAGUAGAACAAUUGAUUCACAUGAGGAGAGUAGUCCUGAGUUAUCUCCGCAAUGCACACUUGGAAUGCAGGAAGAUUCAGGAUCAACGGGAAGGGUGGAGGCCGCUGCCUUCCAAAAUGAUGAGAAUGAAGUGUCUAGAGGGAAAGGGAAGAAAGAUUCAAGUGAAGUUCAAGACAAGGAAGGCAGGGUAGUUGUAAGUGGGCACGUCGGCUCUUUUGACUUGAAUGCAACUCCUUCAAGUUCAGAUGUGGAGAAGGAAGAGGAUGGAAAACAAAUCUUCGAUUUUGAUCUGACUGUAAAAGAUCCAUCUAGCAAUAUCCAUGACAUCGAGGAGAAGAAGUAUCGUGGACAUGAGAAGCUUCUGAGUUGUGAUGACAUCGAGGGGAAGAAUGAAACAUGUGCUAGACAACGUGGAGUCGAUUGCAAAGGUGGUGAGGCUGUGAUCGGAAGCAAUGAAAGACAUUGCACGAUGAGGUACUUCAAAAGGAGGAAAAAUUUCAAGAAGAAUGGUGGUGAUAAUACCAAACCUCUCGUUGCCAUGGACAAUGAAUACGUGAAGAAGACAUCACCGUCAGCAACUGGCAUGCUAGGUACCGAUGAAGUUGAACGAACAAUGAAGUAUUUCAGGAGGAAAAAUUUCAAGAAGAAGUCGUGUGAAAAUUACAAACCUCACCUCGCUAUCGAGGAUGAAGAGGCGAAGAAGACAUCAACUUCAGUGAAUGAAAAGGUCCAGAUAGGAUAUUCCGAGACACUGAAUUCAGAUAGCUCAGAUUACUUACCCAUUUCGUACAUGAGAAGAAAGGGGAAAAAGGUGUUGGAGAGGACAGAUCAAGACAGUACUGAUACUUGGGAGCCAGAUUUACAGCAGUUUUCGAAUGCUACGGAUAAAUUCCUUCCAAACAGUUCGGCGAGGAACCAAACCGCGCUAGGAUGGACUGAAAAUAUGGGGUCGGGAACAUCCGGUGAGAUUUUCCUUUGUCCUCGAAGUAAAAGACAAUCGUGGAUUUUUUUGUAUGGGCAUAAUAUCAGAAACGUAGACUUGAACUUAAUUUUUUAGGCAUAUACACACCGGAGAAAUGCAAAGAUCGUACCAGUGUCCUCAAUCCAAACUCAAUCUACAUUCUACUUGUCAAAAUAUAUCAGUAAGACUGAGUUACUUUUGUUCUUUACAGCCCCAUUUUCCUUAAAACUUCGAAUGUUAACGAUUACUUGGAAACUUAAAGAAAAGUAAGAGCUUAUGGUGACAUUGGAACAACUGCACCACCACUCGACUGUCGAUAUUUCUCCGUGCCAUGGCAAAGGGGGCUACUGUAACUUUUUAUGUUGAGCUUAAACGCAACCCUUUAUUAGUACAGACCAUAUUGUAACAUUUUUUGUGGAUAUUCUAAGUUCCUUAACAGCCGAAUCAACAUCCGACUUAUCCACAUCAAGAAUGGAACGGUAGAUUCAGGAGAUAUUGUUGUUUCAAUAUUGAAACUAAGAGGAAUUUUGUGGAUUUUCAGUUUUGCAGGAUGGAUCAUACUCUGGACAACUCAUCUUUCCAAGCCCUCUUGGGACUGAUGAUACUAAUCUUCCCGCUCAUUCGAUUGGCACGAAAGUCUGUGAGAAUCCACCAUCUAUUGAUAGUUCUCCGCCAGUUACAAGAUCGGGGAAAUCCUCUCUUCAUAAAGUGAAAGCUGGUGUUUUAAAGAGGGAGAAGAAAUCGCGACAUCUGCAAGUGUUACAGAACUUACCAAAAAUCCGUAUUAUCGUGUCAUCUAAAGAAAUACACGAAGAUUGGAUGAAAAUCAUGGGUCACAAGUAUGAAGGCCCCAGGCAGACAACGAAUGUGCCAAAGGGUACAGAACUAUGUAAGGCUUUGCUUCGACCCCAAACAUUAAAAUAUCUGGACGAGAUCGAUUUCAACAAUUAGCAUCACCGGUUAGUGAUGCUAGAGUUCAUCCACAGAGCUGUAAUCAUAUGGAGCUUGUGCAUGGAUCACAUUCGAGUAGUAUAUGUAGUUUGAUAUUGAUUUGGUUAUUUCCACAAAAGAACAGAUUAUCGUUACAUUUUAGACAAUCAUUAUGAUAUUUUUUCUCGAUCUUAAAGAUUUGAAAUUUUUUAAACGGUUCCAAUCCUUAAGCCUC
Messenger RNA from Marchantia polymorpha subsp. ruderalis, 2907 nucleotides. NCBI's taxonomy places the organism in Eukaryota, Viridiplantae, Streptophyta, Marchantiopsida, Marchantiales, Marchantiaceae. The record is from the annotation of a GenBank genome assembly.